AUGGUGCAAAGCAGAUGCAUGGAAGGGCAGAGCAAUCACACAUCUGUUAUCAUGUUUAUUCUCCUGGGAAUCUCAAAUGAAAGAGACCUGCAACUUAUUCUAUUUCCAAUAUUCCUAGGAACCUACAUGGUAACCCUAAUAUCGAACCUGACUCUUAUUACCCUAAUUAGGACAGACUCUCACUUGCAUACACCUAUGUAUUUUUUUCUUAGUGUCCUUUCACUUGUAGAUGUUUUCUAUUCUACUUCCAUCAGUCCAAGGAUGCUUUCAGAUUUCUUCAGAGAUCUAAAAACAAUUUCCCCUAUUGCUUGUGCCACUCAGUAUUUUUUUGCAGCUUGGAUGGGUCAGGCUGAGUGCUGCCUCUUGGCUGCCAUGGCCUAUGACAGAUACGUGGCUAUUGGGAACCCUCUGCAAUACUCAACCAUCAUGGCACCUGAGCUCUGUCAGAUGAUGGCUGUUGGGUCUCUUGGAAUUGGUUUGAUUUGUGGUUUAGCUGAAACAAUUCCCUCCUUUAGUCUGUACUACUGUGGGCCAAACAUCAUUCAACAUUUCUUUUGCAAUGUUCCUGAGAUUGUUACCUUAUCUUGUUCCAGUCCUUUUAUUAGCCAAAUGACUCUUUUUGUAGUAGCUACAUUAGUUGGCUUUGGGUCUUUGCUCAUUAUCCUGCUAUCCUAUGGUUACAUUGCAGCUUCCAUCCUGAAAAUAUCCUCCCUCAAAGGUAGUUUGAAGGCCUUCAAUACCUGUGCCUCCCACUUGGCAGUAGUGACCCUCUUCUAUGGUACGGCCCUUGCUGUGUAUGGACACCCUAGUUCUGGCCACUCUGAUAAGCAAGACACGAUCCUGUCAGUGUUCUAUGUUAUUAUUAUUCCCAUGUUGAACCCUCUAAUUUAUAGUUUAAGGAACAAAGAAAUCAAAGAGGCAUUCAAGAGGGGAAUAAAAAAGGCAGCACUUUAA
Messenger RNA from Suncus etruscus (white-toothed pygmy shrew), 954 nucleotides. Its product is annotated as olfactory receptor 1440-like. NCBI's taxonomy places the organism in Eukaryota, Metazoa, Chordata, Mammalia, Eulipotyphla, Soricidae. Gene Ontology annotation, biological process: sensory perception of smell; G protein-coupled receptor signaling pathway. Gene Ontology annotation, cellular component: membrane. The transcript has a single exon. The record is from RefSeq and is a predicted model, not a curated record. The coding region runs from base 1 to 954 and encodes 317 amino acids. Gene Ontology annotation, molecular function: G protein-coupled receptor activity; odorant binding; olfactory receptor activity.